Messenger RNA from Malurus melanocephalus (red-backed fairy wren), 3865 nucleotides. It is a transcript of the gene PRTFDC1, whose product is annotated as phosphoribosyl transferase domain containing 1. NCBI's taxonomy places the organism in Eukaryota, Metazoa, Chordata, Aves, Passeriformes, Maluridae. Gene Ontology annotation, molecular function: hypoxanthine phosphoribosyltransferase activity. The record is from RefSeq and is a predicted model, not a curated record. Bases 23 to 697 code for a protein of 224 amino acids. Gene Ontology annotation, biological process: purine ribonucleoside salvage. The transcript has 9 exons.
GCGGGCGGGCGCGCGCAGGAACAUGGCGGGGCCGGGCGGGAGCAGCGCUGGAGGCCGCGGCGUUGUGAUUUCAGACAAUUGGCCUGGAUACAGUCUGGAUUUGUUCACUUAUCCUCAGCACUACUAUGGAGAUCUGGAAUAUGUGCUCAUACCUCAUGGCAUUAUUGUUGACAGGACAGAACGACUGGCCAAAGAUAUUGUGCAAGACAUUGGAGACAAUGAUAUUGUGGUUCUCUGUGUCCUCAAAGGUGGCUACAAGUUCUGUGCUGAUCUUGUGGAGCACAUUAAAAAUCUUAGCAGAAACUCAGAAAGGUUCAUCUCCAUGAAAGUYGAUUUUGUUAGACUGAAAAGUUACCACAAUGAUCAGUCUAUGCAAGAUAUGCAGAUAAUGGGAGGAGAUGAUCUUUCAAAGCUGACUGGCAAGAAUGUUCUAAUUGUGGAGGAUAUUGUUGGAACUGGAAGAACCAUGAAGGUUCUGCUUAAUACUAUAGAAAAAUACAAACCAAAAAUGAUUAAAGUGGCCAGUUUGUUGGUGAAAAGAACAUCUCGGCCUGAUGGGUACAGACCAGAUUAUUACGGAUUUGAAAUUCCAGAUUUAUUUGUGGUGGGUUAUGCCUUAGACUACAACGAGCACUUCAGAGAUCUAAAUCACAUAUGUGUCAUCAAUGAUCAUGGCAAAACAAAAUACAGAGUGUGAAGCAGUAACAUCCACACCUGAAUAUUUCUGUGAAGCAGAAGUUUGACUACACUCCCUCAAGCGAUGACUUGACUACAUCUCCCAUAAGAGCAAUUCGACUGACUCGUAUGUCUUUCAACUCAGUAUAAUAAGUUUACUCUAGAGAUACUGAUGAAUAUUUACAGUCUGAGAGCUCUUAUCUAAAAUGUGAAGCAUAGGACUUUUACAGUUACYACCUUUAUUAAGUAUUAAAAUUACCACAUAAGAUGCCUUUUGACUAAUAACUUGUCUGCCUCAGGACUCACUGCAUCUUUUCUUUACUCAGUCCCUCAUUCCACCUAUUGCAAUUCACAUAUUUCACUUUGUUGCAUAAGGUCCUUCAAAAGUGCCAUUCUGUACACGAAGAUUAUUUUUACUAGAUUUCAUUGACUUCAGCAUCCCUUUAGUCUUGGUCAGAUAUACUGCUACCAAAUUGACAGCAUUAUUUUGAUUUAAUUUCACAAUUCAAAAUCUUCAGCAGAAGUUCUAUGUUGUUGUUACUCAUUCUUCCAAACAAAGUUUUAGUUCUCAGAAUGUACUGAAUUAGAGUGGUCAAAUUGAACUUUUGCAAGACAUUGUUGAUCUGAAAUUGGAAGAUAACGUGGCUCUGGUAUGUCAUGUAGCCAUAGAUCUGACCUGUUUAAUGCGCUGAAUCAAGACAAAUCAAGGCAGGCAGGUUUGAAUUUCUGCAUGGUAUCCCUUUCUUCUCUAGGACACAAUCAAGUAUAAAAAUUAACAGUGUUCUCCUGAGCUUAUAUUCUUAACUAAACCUCAUUAAACAAAAGUUUAGUGUUAGUCAGACAAUUAUUCAGUUAUUAUUUGAUUUUUGUGGCAUGUAGCAAAGUUGAGACUUUUUGUAACCAUCUGUCAUCUUUGAGAAUACAGAUCUGACAAUGCUGAAGAAGAUUUGUAUAGAAAAAAAUAGUAAAAAUAUAUAGGACAACACAGAAACCCAGUAAAUGUAAGAGUACUGUAGACUCUUGUUGCCUUCCUUUAUACAUCAUGUCUGAAGAAGUUUCUGAAUUUACAUGCUGUAUUAACUGCAAAAAAUUUAAUUUUGUAUUGAAUAUAAGUGUUCUUAACAACUUCCUGAUGGAAACCAAUGCAAAGUAAGCAGCUGUGUAUCAGUAGCUUUGCUCUGAGCUAUGACAGGCAGAUUGUUACUAGCUGCAGAUGCCUAUAAACUAAUAAAGAAAAAUGAAGAAUACUUGUUACAUUGCGCAGUUGGUUGUUUUCAUGCUUCAGCAUAUUUCACACAUCCCAUAAAAGCUUUAAAAAAUAUGCAUUUACCUGGUAAUGUAUACAUACCAUAUGUAUAUGUUCUGUAGCUGAUAAGCUGUUGUUAUUUGGAUAAAAUCCAUGAUGUUAAGGGAAUGAAGAAAUUAAAGAAUUAUAGUGAUUGCUAGAGAAAUGCCUUAGCCCUCUCUUCUCCUUUAACCUCUGUUUUGAAAGAGUUCUGUUGAAAAGUUUUCCCUCAGAGUAAACUUCUUCUGUUUUAGAGAAUAAUGCGUACCUUUACAGCCCCUGGAAGAAGCUGCUGAAGAAUUUCCUCCCUUUUUGUUUUGUGAGAGUGUUAAAGCUUUUCUUAAUGCUUCUGACUGCUACGCAUUUAGCAGUAAUGACACAUUGCUUAUACUGACAUGCUUAGGCUCAGGCUUAGUCCAAGACAUCCAUUAGGUUAUUUCCCUUUUUUCCUCUCUUCUUAAAAAAAUCACAAUCCAAUUCACUUUGCUACUAUGAUCAGCUUUCAGCAACAACAAAAAUGUAGGGAGUUAGUGUAAAAUUAGUGUGAAAAUAUGAAGUACUGUAGACACACACAAUGCAAACAGUGUUGAAAUAGUUUAAUUGGAAGACUCAGAUUAUUAAAAUCUACAUGCUUAAUAGAAAAGACCAGAUUUCUAGAAAAUAUGAGAACUGAGAUGUUUCUUCAAAUUCCGUUUCCUGCCGCCCUCAUAUUUUUAACAUUGUGGAAAAGCACUAUACAGAUUUCAUUAGUGAAUUUGCAUGUGGAAUUAUACUGUGAAUAAGGAGGGUGUUCUCUUCUAAUGUCAUGUUUGAAUUUGUACCUUUUUGUAUCUGAGCAUCUCCAGAUAUCUCAACUGCUGUCCAYGUUACUCUUUGCUUGAAGCACUUCCACCUGAAAAAUUAGCUUUCAAUUACUUUAACUAUUAGACUCCAAAGUAUCAUUAGUGUAACUGAGGGAACAGGUAAUCAUGCAUAUAUGACUGAUUAAUAUUGGCCUUAGUCUGUUUGGUAUGCUCAGAGAGUUUAUUACCUUGUGUUUUGGUAAUAGUGUUCUUUCCACUGUUUUAACUAAAAGGCCACUAAAUACUUUUUCAGUUGUGGUUGCACCCUAUGACCCACAAAGCUAUGUUUGGGUUUUUUUAAUCAGUUCAGCAACAUCUGUUACUUAAGAGGAGAUGUUCUUUUAAAUCCAUUCUUUCCCUUGGACAUGGUGUUUAUGGGCAAGCUUCCAUUUUUCUUCAUCUCAGUUUUUCUUCUUAAGCACUUAACACCAGCAUCUUCUUUUUAUGUACCAACAUCAACAUCUGUUGAAUACAUAUUAGCAUGGACAGUAAUUUUGUUUAAAGUGAUGUAAAUACUGAUCAGCCAUCAGAUUUUAGAUUUUAUUCAGUCCAUUUAUAUUUACAUUUGGUCCAAUUCCAAAAUAUCCAAGUGAUUUUCUGAACAGAAGGCUAAAGUAGCAACAAUAAUUCCUGGUUAACUGAAUAUCAAUUAGGAUUUCAUGUUGCAAACCAUAGAUAUGGUUUGAAUAUCUAGUAAUAUCUACCCAAAAAUAGAAUUUAAAUUGUCUAAAAGGUCUGUAAUUAAGRUAUUUUUUUCAAUUGAAUCAGCUGCUUCACUCUUCUAGUUAGAGCUCAACAAAGUAGAAAAUAGUGUCUGGUUGUUUGAUUGCUUACUACUAGUGUUAUGUUUCUUGACCAUGUCAUAUUAAUCCUCAAAGUGUUGCUAAGAAAUUUGUAUGAUGUAAAAUACCAACAUUUGUCCCCCAAAAUACAGUACUAACUGGAUGUGAUAUUCAGCUGCAGAACAGUUUCUGAUCUGUGAAAGAGUCUAAUCAUYACAGUUUAUACACAGGAAAAUGCUUUACUUUGAGAUGUACUUAUGUCACGAGUCAUCAUUAUUGCU